GGACCAAUCGAAUACAAAGGCCCCAUGAGUGCUGUUUACAUUGAGAAGUUUGUCCGCCGGGUGAUGAAACCACUUCUCUACAUCCCAUCUCAAUCAGAAUUACUAGAUUUUCUCUCAAACUACGAGCCUGGAGUACUCGGGUACUUUGAGUUCAGUGGCUCACCCCAGCCUCCUGGUUACUUGACCUUCUUCACCUCAGCAUUACAUUCAUUAAAGAAAGAUUACCUAGGAACAGUACGAUUUGGGGUUAUCACAAAUAAACAUCUUGCGAAACUGGUAUCCUUAGUACAGUCUGGAAGUGUGUAUUUACAUAGACAUUUCAACACAUCACUUGUCUUUCCCAGGGAGGUCAUGAACUACACAGCUGAAAACGUCUGUAAGUGGGCCUUAGAAAACCGGGAGAUGCUCUUUCGAUGGCUGCAGCCACAUGGAGGCAAGAGUCUCCUGCUGAAUAAUGAACUGAAGAAAGGACCAGCACUUUUUUUGUUUAUACCUUUUAAUCCCUUAGCCAAAAGUCAUCCUUUAAUCGAUGAGAUCACCGAAGUAGCCUUGGAAUACAACAACUGUCACGGGGACCAGGUAGUGGAGCGCCUCCUUCAGCACCUGCGACGGGUAGAUGCACCGGUGUUUGAGUCCCUGGCACCGGAGUCGCCACUGAUCAUGGCAUCCUCCUGCUGCAAUACUGUGGUGCUGCCCCAGUGGCACUCCCUCUCCAGGACCCACAACAUCUGUGAACUAUGCGUCAACCAGACCACUGGGGGCAUCAAGCCCAGCUCGGUCAGUGUGCCACAGUGCAGCUUUUUUGAGAUGGCAGCAGCUCUGGAUUCUUUCUACCUCAAGGAGCAGACCUUUUAUCAUGUGGCGUCAGACAGGAUACAGUGCAGCAAUUUUUUAACUUCCUACAGCCCUUUCAGCUACUACACUGCAUGUUGCAGGACCAUAAACAGGGGCGCAGCGGGCUUCGAACAAGAUGUCUUUGAAAGCCCGACCAUCACAUUUCCUUCCCUCGAGGAGAAGUGUGAGGUUGAUAUGCCAAGCUCCAUUCCUCAUGUUGAGGAGAACAGGUAUCUCUUUGCUGAAGUGGACAUGACUAGCACAGACUUCACAGGCCUGAGCUGCAGAACCAACAAGACCCUGAAUAUCUACCUUUUGGAUUCAAAUUUGUUUUGGUUAUAUGCAGAGAGACUGGGUGCACCAAGCUCCACUCGGGUGAAGGAAUUUGCCACGAUUGUUGAUGUGAAAGAAGAGUCUCAUUAUAUCUUGGAUCCAAAACAAGCUCUUAUGAAGUUCACCCUAGAGUCUUUUAUUCAAAACUUCAGUGUUCUCAACAGUCCCCUGAAAAGACAUCUCAUUGGAAGUGAUUCUGCCCAGUUCCCUUCUCAGCAUUUAAUCACUGAAGUGACAACUGAUACCUUUUGGGAAGUGGUUCAUCAGAAACAGGACGUUUUGCUGCUUUACUAUGCACAGUGGUGUGGCUUCUGUCCAUCCCUCAAUCACGUCUUUAUCCAGCUAGCUCGCCUCCUGCCAGUGGACACCUUCACUGUGGCAAGGAUUGAUGUGUCUCAGAAUGAUCUUCCUUGGGAAUUUAUGGUUGAUCGUCUUCCUACUGUGUUAUUUUUUCCGUGUAAAAGAAAGGACCUAAGUGUGAAAUACCCCGACGACCUCCCCAUUACCCUUCCAAAUCUGCUGAGGUUCAUUUUGCAUCACUCAGACCCUGCUUCUGCCCCCCAGAACUUGGCUAACCCUCCUACCAAAGAAUGUCUUCAGAGUGAGGCAGUCUUACAGCAGGGGCACAUCUCCCAUUUGGAGAGAGAGAUCCAGAAACUGAGAGCGGAAAUCAGCAGCCUUCAGAGAGCACAAGUGCAGGUGGAGGCCCAGCUCUCCAGAGCCCGCAGAGAUGAGCAUCGGCUGCUACGGCAGCAGCAGACCCUGGAGCAGCAGCACAGUCUGCUCCAGCAGCAGAGUGAGCAGCUUCAGACCCUGUACAUGCACAAGACCCGCGAGCUUGAGGAGCUGGCCCGCAAGCUGCAGGAGCUGGCCGAUGCCUCGGAAAACCUCCUCACCGAGAAUGCGUGGCUUAAGAUCCUGGUGGCGACCAUGGAGCAGAAGCUGGAGGGAAAGGACGAAGCUGAAAAGCUGGCUCCCCAGAGAGAGGCACGCUCUGACUCCCCUGAGCCCUCAGGUGCCCCCCGGUUACCUGGCAGCACCCCUCCACCUUCUAAUGUCAGCUCUGUGCUGGCAUCCAAAAGGAGUAACGAAAAUAGGACAGACUAACUUUUUAAAUGACGUGAAGAAAUUAGAGAUAUAAACUGUACAUUGGGAAUAUAUUUAUGCAAAUUUUAUUGAAAUUUAUUGUAAAUAAAGAUUUUCUCAGUGGUCUAGAAAAUCAA
Galeopterus variegatus (Sunda flying lemur) is the source of this 2390-nucleotide messenger RNA. Its product is annotated as thioredoxin domain-containing protein 11. The transcript is spliced from 9 exons. Bases 25 to 2274 code for a protein of 749 amino acids. The record is from RefSeq and is a predicted model, not a curated record. Lineage: Eukaryota; Metazoa; Chordata; Mammalia; Dermoptera; Cynocephalidae.